AUGACGUCGAUGACUGAUCUUACGCAGGAUUUGGUAGAAGAGAUAUUGUCCAAGGUUCCGAUAACUUCUCUUGGAGCUGUGAGAGCCACUUGCAAAGGAUGGAACACUUUAUCCAAAGAUCGGAUUCUAUGUACAGGAGAACCAAAACAGCAGUUUCUGGGGUUCACGAUGUUGGAUCAUAGGCUUUGUUCGAUGAGGUUCAACCUCCAUGGAAUCCUCAACGAAGAUGGUGAAGACUUGGUUAGUAUAUCAAUGUAUCAAGUCGAGAUAUCUAACGUCUUUUACUGUGCCGGCUUAUUGUUAUGUGUCAGUGUCACAAGGGACAAGUCAUCAAAGCUCGUCGUAUGGAAUCCGUAUUUAGGACAAAUCAGAUUGAUCGACGUCAAAACAGAAACAAAAUCCACGUAUGCCCUUGGAUAUGACAAGAUAUUGAGGUUUUUUGAUGAUGACCAGGGCUACUACGAAGUUUAUGAUUUGAAGUCUAAUUCAUGGAGAGAUUUUCGUGUCAUUCCCAACUGGGAUAUAAUCUGUUAUCGGCAGGGUUUAUCAGUAAAUGGAAAUACUUACUUUUGGACCACAGGAGAUUCCGAUGAAGAUGAAACCAAUGAUUUCUUAAUCUGCUUUGAUUUUACGGAAGAGAGAUUUGGAAAGUUUCUUGAUCUACCGUUUCAGCCGCCUGAUGAUUAUGAACAUUUUGGACAUGCUGGUACUCUAUCUUGUGUUAAAGAAGAGAAACUCGCUGCGUUAUAUCAACACUGUGAUGCAUUGCAUAUGAUAGAGAUUUGGGUUACUACUAAGAUAGAGCCCAGUGCGGUGUCAUGGAUCCCCUUUUUAAAAGUUGAUUGUGAGCCAAUCUUUCUUUCUAUUUUUGAGUCUGAUGAAGAUUACGACAGUUUCUUCGUUGACGAAGAUUACGACAGUUUCUUCGUUGACGAAGAGAAGAAACUCGCCGUGGUUUUUAGUUCAUGCAGCGACGAACCCAAAGGCUACAAAAAAGCUUAUAUCAUUGGAGAAGAUAGUUACUUUAAAGAAGUGGAUCUUGGAGAAGUUAAAGCAUAUCGUAGCCCACUUGUGUGUUCUAGCUCUUAUGUUCCCAGUUUAGUGCAAAUUAACCAAACUGCAGGACCUAAAAAGAGAGAGAAUAAGAAGAAG
This is a messenger RNA of Camelina sativa (false flax), 1152 nucleotides long. The record is from RefSeq and is a predicted model, not a curated record. Lineage: Eukaryota; Viridiplantae; Streptophyta; Magnoliopsida; Brassicales; Brassicaceae.